GCACAGAAGGUUCGAGUAAGUGUCUGCAUCUGACUCGCAGACACUCUGGUUCUGGAAGUCACUGCCUUCCCACCCACCUUUUUUCCAGUCCCUCAUUAAGGCACAAUCUCCCCCUCCAUCCCGGGAGUGAGGAAAACUCUCAGAAUUUUGGGAGGAGAGAGAGGUACUCAACUAGGGCAGAACUUGCCCCUAACGGUGGUCCCCUUCCCUCCCCAGCACACCUCCCACACAUAGCCACUCCCAAUCUCUCCGAAACCUCUCCAAUUAGACGCUCUGGGAGCACUGGCCCUUUAAGGCUACUCCUCCCUUCCACCUUCUUUGAGUUAGUGUCCGGGGCCCUGGCCCCGCCCCUUCCCCUCGUGCCCCGCCCCACCUCUGUCAAUCAUCGGCGGCGCCUUUGAUGUCUGGAGCUUCGAGCUCUCCAGGAGCUCCAGCAGCACUCCGAGCCUCCCGCGCCUCCAGCUGCUACCGCACCUCCAGCCCCUAGUCUGUCCAAUCCUCCCGCUUCCUCGCUCGCAGAGUCCCCACUUCUUAGUUCUUUUAACCCUCCCCCAGCCCCGGGGGAGUCGGGCGCCGGCGUGGGCUAGACACGGGUCAACCUGGGCCCUCCCGGGCAGAGGAGCAGAGAAAGGAGCCUCCGCGCUACCCUCGCCCCGCAGGCCCGGAGAGUGCCCCAGAAGUUUUCCGCAGGCAUUUCAGAGUGGAAAAGUGAGCCCGAGAGCAGAGGGACCGGGAGCCAGAGCCCCGCGGCUCCAGCCGGAUCAUGCCCCAGCUGGGCGGAGGCGGAGGCAGCGGGGACGACCUGGGCGCUACCGACGAGAUGCUAGCCUUCAAGGAUGAGGGCGAGCAGGAGGAGAAGAUUCCCCAGGGAGGUUUCCCCGAGCGGGAUCUGGCUGACCUCAAGUCCUCGCUGGUCAACGAGUCCGAAGGCGCGGGCAGCGGCAGCGGCCAAGCCGGGAGUGGUCCGGGUCAGACAGAGGUGCUCCGGAGAGCUCAGAACUCCCAGAGGCUGUACCAGGACAAAAUCCCAGAUGCCUUGGAAGAAGGCCUCAAGGCCCAGGACAGCAGCAGCGUCGGGAUGUACAAAGAGUCAGUGUAUUCUGGCUACAAUCUGCUGGUGCACUACCCAGGCAACGGAGUAAGUGCUGGAGCUGGAGCCGGAGCUGGAGCCGGAGCUGGGACAGGAGCUGGAGCAGGAGCCGGGACUGGAGCUGGAGUAGUCACUGGGGCUGGACAGUCACUGCACGCCAAGCCUGGCCAGCCCUCCCAUGGAGUUACACAGCUCACACCCCUCUAUGAACAUUUCAGCUCCCACCAGACACAUAUCUCUGCUGACAUCAACCAGAAGCAAGGUGUUCAUCGCCCACUACAGACCACUGACAUCUCCAGUUUCUACUCUUUAUCUCCAGGUGGUGUUGGACAGAUCUCCCAUACCAUGGGCUGGGCAAGCCCGCCUCUCUAUCCCCUCUCCCCUUCCUGUGGAUAUAGACAGCACUUUUCGACUGCAGUCUCCCCGGGGGCACCUUACCCUAGGUUCACCCAUCCAUCUCUGAUGCUAAGCUCAGGUAUGCACACCACUGGCAUCCCUCACCCUGCCAUUGUACCCCACUCAGGAAAGCAGGAGCUACAGCAUUAUGAUCGGGGCCUGAAACCUCCAUCAGAAACCAAGCAGGAGAAAGAAGCUAAAAAGCCAACCAUUAAAAAGCCCUUGAAUGCAUUCAUGUUGUACAUGAAGGAGAUGCGGGCCAAGGUCAUCGCAGAAUGCACACUCAAAGAGAGCGCAGCCAUUAACCAGAUCCUAGGGAGGAGGUGGCAUGCGCUAUCUCGAGAGGAACAGGCCAAGUAUUACGAACUGGCCCGAAAGGAACGGCAACUCCACAUGCAGCUCUAUCCUGGCUGGUCAGCUCGAGACAAUUAUGGGAAGAAGAAGAGAAGGUCAAGAGAAAAGCAUCAAGAAUCAAACACAGGGGAGAAGGUGAAAGGGCUGGAGGAAUGCCUCUCUACACUCCAGGUUACCAGGGAGAAUGAAGUGUUCCUUGAAAGCCUAGAAGAAGGGCUGCAAGACCCUGGCUCUCCUAAGAAAUGUCGAGCUCGCUUUGGCCUCAACCAGCAGACGGACUGGUGCGGUCCAUGCAGGAGGAAAAAGAAAUGCAUUCGGUACUUACAAGGAGAAGGAGAAGGACGCUGCACCAGCCCAGUUUCUUCAGAUGGCAGUGCUAUAGACUCCCCUCCAUCCCCUCUGGAUUCCCUCCAAUACAUUCGCCCUGCUUUUACCCCAGACCAGCUCACCAGUCCCACUGACUUCACACACAGACAACCAAACUGCCCUUUCUCCCUCUCUCUCCAUCUCAAAUCUACUCCUCAUGGGGCUGGACUCCCAGCAAGGUGAUCCUUAGCCCUCGGCUUCCCAACAGCCUUUCCAGCAGCCUUUCCAUGAACAUUCAAGCAUCAUGGUAACAGGAACACAAAAGGUCCUCUUCCAUUAGGCAGCCAUGUCAAAAGCAUAGGACACUUUGCUUCCUCCACAGGUGGUCAAGAGCCAGCCAGCCAAUCAAGCAAAACUGACCAGGAGCCUCAUCCUAUUUCUCACAUAGUACCCAGCCCUUUUAUACAACAAAAUGACACAGAGCAAGCUAUUCAGGAGAAUGGUCA
Molecule: messenger RNA, 2652 nt
Organism: Sarcophilus harrisii (Tasmanian devil)
Lineage: Eukaryota; Metazoa; Chordata; Mammalia; Dasyuromorphia; Dasyuridae
Gene: TCF7
Product: transcription factor 7
Exons: 13
Coding region: 764-2389 (541 amino acids)
Biological process (GO): canonical Wnt signaling pathway; regulation of transcription by RNA polymerase II
Cellular component (GO): beta-catenin-TCF complex
Molecular function (GO): DNA-binding transcription factor activity, RNA polymerase II-specific; RNA polymerase II cis-regulatory region sequence-specific DNA binding
Source: RefSeq, a predicted model, not a curated record